Molecule: messenger RNA, 1067 nt
Organism: Talaromyces proteolyticus
Lineage: Eukaryota; Fungi; Ascomycota; Eurotiomycetes; Eurotiales; Trichocomaceae
Exons: 2
Coding region: 49-855 (268 amino acids)
Biological process (GO): protein targeting to vacuole; ubiquitin-dependent protein catabolic process via the multivesicular body sorting pathway; protein targeting to membrane
Cellular component (GO): ESCRT I complex
Source: RefSeq, a predicted model, not a curated record
UCUCACAUCUCGUGCUGCUGGCAAGCACCAGGUGUCCUAAAUUCCAAUAUGGCCUCGCAUUCUUAUUCACCACGAUCCUCGGCCUACUGGCCUGCGUCUUCAGUACAUGCUAGUCCCAUGGUAGACCCCGAAACCCCUCCACCGCCUCCCCCAAAGCCGACGAGUCACGAAGCAAGUCGACACGGCACUCCCCUCGCAGGCGCUGCAGGACUUCGAUCGCCAGGGCAAUCGCAAGAUGAUCAAGGGAAAUACAUACCCACUGAAUCAGGGAACUCUACACAACAUUUCACCUCUGUGCAGUCUGACCUAGUCGAGCCCCCGCGUAUCGAAGAUGAAUGGCUGCCGGACAUUGUGAAGGACAAAUCAACUGUUGAACUACAAGAAAUCCUAUCAAACCCCACUCUCCUUUCCUCCCUGUCGACACUGCACGAGUCCUACCCAGCGUCCCAACUAUAUCUCCAAGCGCACCUGGAGUCCAACCAAGCGCUCGCGCAACACGUGCUCGAUCUGGAAUCCCGUGUCUCCGGGCUCCGUUCAUCAACCGAGUCGCUCCUCCUCAACCACCAGUCCCUGGAGGUGUCAUGGCGCAAGAAACAGUCUGAAAUGGACGGCGCGUUGGCGCCCUGGUCGCCUAAAGCGCUCUACCAGCGUCUCGCCGCUGCUGUCGCGGAGCAGGAGGCGAUAUGUCACGCGGUGGAGGAGAGUUUCCUUGAAGGUGAUCAUCAGCACGGUCGAGCGACUGAUAAAGAAGUGACGGACUGGGUACGGAGGAUCCGGACUGAAGGGUCGAAGUUGGAGGCUAGAAAAGAAGCGAGGGCGAGAUGGGAUGAAGGGAGGGUUGGCGGUUGGCGAUGAAAGAUAUUUUUUUUUUUCCUUGGGUUUAUGCCUUCAAUAACGAGUAGCGGGAGUUUGGGGGCUUUGUUUGGAUUGCUAUUUGUUUGGUUUUGAUGCUGUGAAGGCUUUCUUCUGUAUAUAUUAGAGUCUAUAGCCCUGAUCAUCGAUAUGUAGGAUCAUUGAUAUCGAUUAAUAAAUUUAAGCCGACGAUAUUUCAAUGUGUCCUCUGAUAC